Molecule: messenger RNA, 2449 nt
Organism: Dermochelys coriacea (leatherback sea turtle)
Lineage: Eukaryota; Metazoa; Chordata; Testudines; Dermochelyidae
Gene: PLK1
Product: polo like kinase 1
Exons: 10
Coding region: 156-1961 (601 amino acids)
Biological process (GO): protein phosphorylation; mitotic cell cycle; regulation of cytokinesis
Cellular component (GO): cytoplasm; centrosome; spindle pole
Molecular function (GO): ATP binding; protein serine/threonine kinase activity; protein binding
Source: RefSeq, a predicted model, not a curated record
GGGGGCUCGUAACGCUCCGGCUCGAGGUUUGAAAUUGUUACAGUGUCAGAGCGGCCGGCGGCGAGAGCGGGGCCCGGAGCCAGCGGGGCGCGGCGCGGGGCGAGGGCAGCGCAGGAGCCGGGCAGGGUUCGGGAGCCGCGGGCAGGGGCAGGAUCAUGAGCGCGGUGGCCGGGAAGGGGGCGAAGCCGCCGGGCGCGGCGGAGCCCGGGAAGGCGGCCGGGGCCGGGGCCGGGGCCGGGGCCGGGGCGGCGGCCAAGGAGAUCCCCAAGGUGCUGGUGGAUCCCCGCACCCGCCGGAGCUACAUGCGCGGGCGCUUCCUGGGCAAGGGCGGCUUCGCCAAGUGCUACGAGAUCACGGAGCUGGAGAGCCAGGAGGUGUUCGCGGGCAAGAUCGUGCCCAAGUCGCUGCUGGUGAAGCCGCACCAGAAGGAGAAGAUGUCCAUGGAGAUCUCCAUCCACCGCAGCCUGGCGCACCGCCACGUGGUCGGCUUCCAGGGCUUCUUCGAGGACAGCGACUUCGUCUUCGUGGUGCUGGAGCUCUGCCGCCGGAGGUCCCUGCUGGAGCUGCAUAAGCGGAGGAAAGCAUUGACCGAGCCCGAAGCUCGGUACUAUCUGCGGCAAACAAUCCUGGGCUGCCAGUAUCUGCACGGCAACCGGGUCAUCCACAGGGACCUCAAGCUGGGCAACCUCUUCCUCAACGAUGACAUGGAGGUGAAAAUAGGUGACUUUGGCUUGGCAACCAAAGUAGAAUAUGAUGGUGAGCGUAAGAAGACCCUGUGUGGGACACCAAACUAUAUAGCUCCUGAAGUGCUGGGCAAGAAGGGACACAGCUUUGAAGUGGACAUUUGGUCCAUCGGCUGCAUUAUGUACACUCUCCUGGUAGGGAAGCCACCCUUUGAAACCUCCUGUCUAAAAGAAACAUACAUCCGAAUUAAGAAGAAUGAGUAUAACAUCCCCAAGCACAUCAACCCCGUAGCUGCUAAUCUCAUCCAGAAGAUGCUGAGAUCUGACCCCGCCACCCGCCCUACUAUUGACGAACUGUUGAAUGAUGAGUUCUUCACAUCAGGUUACAUCCCCACCCGAUUGCCCACCACCUGUCUAACCAUCCCGCCUAGGUUUUCAAUUGCCCCCAGUGGAUUUGACCCGAGUGGACGGAAACCUCUUACCGCUCUCAACAAAGGCCUGGACAGCCCUGCCUUAGAUAAAACCCACGAAAAGGAAGAUGAAGCAGCACUGCGGGAGCUGGGAGAGCCUGUCGACUGCCACCUAGCUGACAUGUUACAGCAGCUGAGCGUGGCCAACGCAGCAAAACCCUCUGAGAGGGCAGUCGUGAGACAAGAGGAGGCUGAAGAUCCUGCCUGCAUACCCAUCUUCUGGGUUAGCAAAUGGGUGGACUACUCGGACAAGUACGGAUUAGGCUACCAGCUGUGCGAUAACAGUGUUGGGGUUCUCUUCAAUGACUCGACCCGUCUCAUUAUGUACAACGAUGGGGACAGCCUACAGUACAUUGAGCAAAACAGCACCGAGUCCUACUUCACUGUGAGAUCCUACCCCUCUACGUUGACUAAGAAGAUAACACUACUGAAAUACUUCCGGAAUUACAUGAGUGAGCACCUGCUAAAGGCUGGAGCCAACAUCACGCCCCGGGAGGGGGAUGAGCUGGCACGCCUCCCAUACCUCCGCACGUGGUUCCGGACUCGCAGUGCCAUCAUCCUGCACCUGAGCAACGGCACUGUGCAGAUCAACUUCUUCCAGGACCACACUAAAAUCAUCCUAUGCCCCUUGAUGGCUGCAGUUACGUACAUCGAUGAGAAACGGGACUUCCGCACAUACAAGCUGAGCCUGAUCGAGGAGCAUGGCUGCUGCAAGGAGUUGGCCAGCCGGCUACGCUACGCCCGCACCAUGGUGGAGAAGCUGCUCAGCUCCAAGUCUGGCUCUGCCCGUGUGAAGCCCUCUGCUUAGAACCCGGCUGUAAUGGACUGUCCGUGCCAAACUGUUACAGCCUCGGAUGGAGGGGCCUCUGCAACACCCUCCUGUCAAACUGUAACCUCCCACCAGCUGGGCCACCUCGCUGCUGCCACAUGCUGUCAGCUGCAUGGGAGCCACAGGAGGGACCACUGCUGAGGAACUGGUGCAUCUUUAUGCAGUGGCUAGACUGGCCGCUCAACACCCAUUAGGAAGUUGAUUUUAUUGAAUAUCUAGUUUUUCUAACUGUCAAAUCCCCCCAGCCCUUGAGUUGUUUCCAUGGCCUUGACACAGCCUCCUGUGGAGAACAGAGCAUGGGCGGGGCAGCGUUCUGUAAGUUAUUUGUAUGUUUGUGAUGCUCUGGGGCUCCCUUCCCCCUCCUGUAGGGACUGUAAGAUAUUUAAUAUGCUCACAUGCUGAGUCUGAGCAAUCAGCCUUUUAAUAUUGAAACUAAUCUGCACCAAAUUAAACUCUUGUAUAUUACA